UAGGUCCAAACAAUAAGAAACGAGUAAGCCCAAAUAGGCCCAUAACCUAAAACCCCAAAUCUCAAAACCCCCAUUUUGCAUUACAACGAAACGGACAGACAAAACAAUCAUGGCGCAGUGGUGGCGCUCCGCCGUCAACCACCUCCGAUCAACGGAGGUAAAUCAUAGCUCAUUAUCCUCACUCCGUCGUAGUCAUUCUUACCACACUAUCCAAGCAAUCCCGAGAGAAAGCACCGGCAGUAAAGUCGCCGCCAGAGACAGAAUGCAAGGUCGAAUUCCGGCCGUCGUUUUCUUCCAGAACCUUCUCGAAAAGAACCCUGAAUCACGAUGUUCUUCAAGGAAGCAUUUGCUCACCGUCGAGAAGAAGCAGAUUAAGGCAGUACUCAAUUCGAUUGAAGCUCCGUUCUUCUGUUCCACCCGUUUUCCGAUUCAGAUUCGUGCUGGUUCCGGAUCUACUCAUUUGCUUGAAAGUGGAACUGUUCUACCUAUCAAGAUUCAUAGGGAUGAAGAGAGUGGGAAUAUUUUGAAUUUGGUGUUUGUUUGGGCUGAAGAUGGUAUGGAUUUGAAGGUUGAUGUGCCUGUUGUUUUCAAAGGUGAAGAUGAUUGUCCUGGUCUAAAGAAAGGUGGAUUUUUGAAUAAGAUCAGAACUAGUCUAAGAUAUCUUGGUCCCUCUGAGCACAUUCCUUCAAAAGUUGAGGUGGAUAUCAGCAACUUAGAUAUUGAAGAUAGGAUAUUCAUGCGUGAUAUUGAGGUUCAUCCAUCCUUGAAGCUUCUCAAUAAGAAUGAAAACAUGCCCAUAUGUAAAAUAGUUCCAACAAGUUUGGGAAACCAAGAACCAGUUGCUGCGUGAUCACUGAAACAACUUAUGAGAAUCGACAGUGUGCAUUCAUAGAGAGAAAUGCAGAGGCUUCCAAAUAAACAGGGUUAACUCCCUGAUUUGAUGGUAGGUAGUGACGAGUGCAACACCUGAGAUUUCUAGAACUGUUUUGUAUUAGACUUCAUUGGUGAAUCCGUAUAGGUGGCUGUUGAUUUACAAUGGAUUGAUUAUUUUCAUUCAAUCUUCGAUUGCAUAAAGUUGUUUUUCACCUUGUUUAAUUCUUGAGAAAAUAGGUCAUGCACAAUCAGUGUAAACGUCCAAUGAGAAUCAAGUAUGUGUUUGUUAUCUCUAGAAAGUUGAAUAUUGGUGCAAAACUAAUUAACACCAACAUUGCAUCACACCAUUAAACUGUUAUUCUUUUUUCAA
This is a messenger RNA of Trifolium pratense (red clover), 1243 nucleotides long. Its product is annotated as 50S ribosomal protein L25. The record is from RefSeq and is a predicted model, not a curated record. Gene Ontology annotation, molecular function: 5S rRNA binding; structural constituent of ribosome. The transcript has 3 exons. Lineage: Eukaryota; Viridiplantae; Streptophyta; Magnoliopsida; Fabales; Fabaceae. Gene Ontology annotation, biological process: translation. Bases 110 to 850 code for a protein of 246 amino acids. Gene Ontology annotation, cellular component: ribosome; cytosolic large ribosomal subunit.